CUGGUGACGCCCCGCCCCGUCGCGCCGCGCCUGCGCCGUGCGCACCGACCGGCCUCGAGCGCCCCGGCGGGAGGUUUUUCUGUAUGACUAGAGAAGACAGUUGGUGUAAGUGGAAGUGAUACAACAUUUUUUUAGAAUGUCUGAAGAUGAAGAAAAAGUGAAAUUACGCCGUCUUGAACCAGCUAUCCAGAAAUUCAUUAAGAUAGUAAUCCCAACAGAUCUGGAGAGGUUAAGAAAGCACCAGAUAAAUAUUGAAAAGUAUCAGAGGUGCAGAAUCUGGGACAAGUUGCAUGAAGAACAUAUCAAUGCAGGACGUACAGUUCAGCAACUGCGCUCCAAUAUCCGAGAAAUGGAGAAGCUUUGUUUGAAAGUCCAGAAGGAUGACCUAGUGCUUUUGAAGAGAAUGAUAGAUCCUGUUAAAGAAGAAUCAUCAACAGCAAUAGCAAAAUUCCUCCAACUCCAUUUGGAAUCUGUAGAAGAGCUUAAGAAACAGUUUAAUGAUGAAGAAACUUUAUCACAGCCUCCUUUGACCAGAUCCAUGACCACUGGUGGUAAUGUAUCUCAGCAGGAGAAGAUUGACAGCAUUGCAGACCAUGUCAACAGUGCUGCUGUGAAUGUUGAAGAGGGAACCAAAAACUUGGGGAAGGCUGCAAAAUACAAGCUGGCAGCUCUGCCUGUGGCAGGUGCACUCAUCGGAGGAGCAGUGGGGGGUCCCAUUGGCCUCCUUGCAGGCUUCAAAGUGGCAGGAAUUGCAGCUGCACUUGGUGGUGGGGUGUUGGGCUUCACAGGUGGAAAACUGAUACAAAGAAGGAAACAGAAAAUGAUGGAGAAGCUCACUUCCAGCUGUCCAGAUCUUCCCAGCCAAACUGACAAAAAAUGUAGCUAAAAACCAAACUUUGGUAUUAUUGGUGCCAACAUGUCUAUCCUAAUAAGGACCUUUGCUGCUGUUGGACACUCAGUCAGCUUUUGGAACAUGAGUAUAUCAAGAUAACAGUGGCUGUAAAUGCUCAAGUGGGAUUGAACUGUGAUAAGUGGAUCUAUUUUGUUGUUUGCUGGAUUGUUAAUGGAGAUGUUAGAGAUUAAGAAACUGGGCCGAAGACUUAUAAUGUCUGUCAGGUAAAGUUUGAAGACUGCCAAGGAGCAAAUUUUCUGUCUGGAAAGGUGAGAACUGAACCAGAUAAGGUCUUGAAAUGUGUAGAAGUGUUGGGUUGUGGAGGAAUAGAAUUGGUGAAUUCUAUUCCUUAAGGUGAAUUCAUAGAUGAUUUAGGCCUGUUGGCAAGGAAAAAGAAUGGGAGUUCAAGAUCCUUUGCUAUCAAGUAGGGAAAUCAGGAGCUUGUGAGAAGCACAGGUGAACCCUAUUGCGAUUUGAUCCAACUAUAUUUUCUGGUGGAGGACAUUAAUACAGUAAGGAAACAGAGACUCAACUUCUUUCAUGUUUCUUCAUUUGUGACAGUGGUGGCUGCUUUUCUGAAUUCUUCCUCUGCCUCUCUUUAAUUACAGAACACAGAAUUUUAAGUGGUAGGAGACUUAUUAGGCCAAGUCACCAAACUUGCUAUGUCAACCAGUCUCCUGACACCUCAAAGAUCUAGAGCCCUUUGUUGCCCCUCCCUUGUAAUUUUGAAAAAUUCUUUGGUUUGUGGGGUGAAUUCUAUUCAUAUGUAAUAAGGACUUUUCUCAUAGUCUUUUUUGUCUUAUUUCCCAUCUCUGUUCUUUCCUGUAACCUCUAGGUUAAAAAGAAAGAAAAUUUCAAAUAUUUCCAGCAUUAUUAGAGUUUGGGUUCAAAUGGUGUGGGUGAGACAAGAGAUCAUUUCCUGGGGCAUCUUCCAAUUUUGAGGGGUGGUUAUCUGCUGUAUAGGGGUGUCUCUGAUGCCCUAUAGUCUUUAGGAGAGCUAGGAACUAGCUAUCUACCUCAUUUCUGUUUCUACCAUCCUUUUCCCCAGGCUUUUUAUCUCCCGUGCUUCACUUUUGCUUUUCGCAGCUGCUAUUUCUUCCCAAGAAUGGCAUUCAUACUUACCUUUUCUCACCUUCUAGAUGGACAAAGCCCCAUGCCAAGACUCAGACCCAGUGAAGGGUUUGUGGUGCUAAUCCCAACAUUCAAUGUUGACACCAAGCCUGGUCCAGUCCAACCCUUCAUCUAUCUCAAUCUGGGGGAAAAGACUUUAAGUUUAGGAAAAAAGAAUCUCCAAGAAUACAGGCAGCCUCCCUCUGUAUCCCAACUCAUUUGAAAUAGGAAGGAAGCACCUUUUGCCUUACUCUUUACUCUUUUCUGAGGACAGGAAUUGGCACCUUCACCCCAGAAGGUGUGAACUGUCUCUGCCAGGAGCCAAGGUUCAUCUGGGGCUUGAAUCAUUUAUCACUUAGCUUUUCCCUUGCUGUGUUUACUUUUAAUAACUUAUUGAUUGCCACUUUUCACUUCUAUGUCUAAUCUAAAGAGACAUUUCUCUUUCAUACUUUUCGAAUCUUACCAAUGAAUUCCAAUGAGACAAAGCACAUUUGUUAUUAACUAACUAGGAAGUACCAGGUAUUUCUCUCUGCUAAUUUAUAUCUUUAAUGUAAUACCAAGAAGAAAAUACUUUGAAUAAGUGCCAGAUUCUGAUCUAGUAUCUUGGAUGUCUUAUACUGGGAUAAUUGUUUUUGAACAUCUUUUUUCAUUUUUUGUCCUUAUUGUCCUUUUAACGGGGUGUUCAAACCUAGAGAGAAUCAGAACUUACUCAGUUGCUUAUAUAAAACAGGAUCCCUAAACCUGAGUUCUAGGGUGAUUCUGAUACUAGUCUAGUCAGCUGAAAAUAAAUUUUAAGUUACAUCAAGAUUCAUCAUUGAAUUCUAUAAUUUCCCAUGUUUUACCCUUCUUCAUUACUGCAUGUUAGCCCACUAUACCAACCCCAAGUUGGCUACUGUUUCGGCCCAUUAUCUUAGCAGCAGCACUGGGGACUCGUAACGUAAGGCUGGUUUACAUAAGGACCUGAAGGGGAGAGAGGCCUAUAUUUGAGGUUCAUGUUUUGGAGCGAUCUCAUUUUUUACUAAGUCAGUUUGGAACACCACUGUGUAUUCUUAUAAAUCUUUAAUUCAUACUGCUCAUCAGGAUUGGAAUAUUACUUUAGCACUCUUCAGACUUAGGCAAGUUGUAGUCCUUUUAAAAAGUUUUAUAACUUGGCUAGUCACAGUGGCUCAUGCCCAUA
Otolemur garnettii (small-eared galago) is the source of this 3179-nucleotide messenger RNA. RefSeq names its product syntaxin 17 (gene STX17). Gene Ontology annotation, cellular component: membrane. Bases 137 to 886 code for a protein of 249 amino acids. Gene Ontology annotation, biological process: vesicle-mediated transport. The record is from RefSeq and is a predicted model, not a curated record. Lineage: Eukaryota; Metazoa; Chordata; Mammalia; Primates; Galagidae. The transcript has 6 exons.